AACACGGUCGACUCUCAGGGACGAAAAACUAGCAGCCAUCCGUUGGCCGCGCUGCAAAAGCUCUGCGACAAGACCGAGACGAGAGGACCGAGCGGCAGCGCGGCCCGAUCCGCUGGUGGCCCCGGAACCGCGUCCGGCCUCGGUUCGGCGACCGGAAGCGGCGUCGGCGCGACCGGUCCCGGUUCCGGGACAACUCCGGGAGCGAUCUUGGCGUUCAGCUGGGCCUGCAACGACGCCGUCGUCACCGCCGAUUCCAUCAUGAAAUGCGCCUUUUGCGACACGCCGUUCAUAUCGAAGGGCGCGUACAGGCAUCACCUGUCCAAGAUGCACUUCGUGAAGGACGGCGUGAUCCCCGAUCCUCUGACGAUCGGCCGGUCGGCGGCGGCCGCGGCUGCUGCGGCGGCU
Molecule: messenger RNA, 405 nt
Organism: Eufriesea mexicana
Lineage: Eukaryota; Metazoa; Arthropoda; Insecta; Hymenoptera; Apidae
Product: protein tiptop-like
Exons: 1
Biological process (GO): regulation of transcription by RNA polymerase II
Cellular component (GO): nucleus
Molecular function (GO): DNA binding; DNA-binding transcription factor activity, RNA polymerase II-specific
Source: RefSeq, a predicted model, not a curated record